AUGUCCUCGAUACAUUAUAAGUUUCGAGCGACAUUGGAAUACAAAACACUCCAGUUCGAUGGGUUACACAUCACUGGAGCAGACUUGAAGAAGGAGAUAUGUUUGAAGGAAGGAAUCAAGGCAGAGGCUUUCGAUUUACUUUUACAGAAUGCACACACCAAGCGAAGUUACACGGCAGAAGAGCUCAUUCCUCGAAACUCGUCGAUCAUUGUGCAGCGAGUCCCAAGAGAAGAUGCUGAAAAGCUUCCGAAAAUCCAGGGUGUCAAUACUGGAAUCGUGGCAAGGCCUUCAACUGCAGAAACGGAUUGGGUAGCCCCUGCGCAUAUGAAUCCGGUACGUUUUCUAUUCAAAUUGAUCCAAGUUUCUGCUGAGAUGAUCGCUUUGAGACAGCUCAAUUUUUCUUUUAAGGAGGAAUUUGAAAAGUUAUCGGAGGAAGAUCAGAUCGCUCAUAUCAAGGACGUAUCUACAGCGAAGUACCACUCUAGCAAUUUUCAAAAGAAAACGACGAACAUCAUGUCUGGACCGCCUCCUCCAACCUACACUUGCAAUCGCUGCUAUCAACCUGGCCACUGGUACAAGAACUGCCCAAUGGUAAUCAUGAACGAUGCGCGGAUGCGCCAUUUGGUCGCCGUCGCAGAUGAAGGACCUGCUGUGGAACGUGUGCCACCUCCAGAACUUACGUGCCCGCUGUGCUCACACCUGUUAAAGGACGCUGUACUCACCACAUGCUGUGGUCAUUCUUUCUGCGCUGACUGCAUCUCCAAUAAGCUCAUGGAGUCGCCAGAACGUCAAUGUCCAGGCAGAAAUUGUGAUCAGAAGCAGUUAUCCGUCGAUGCAUUGGUGCCGAACAAGACAGUGCGCCAAGCUGCACAAGCAUGGGCUAUGGGUGGACCGGGCUCUGGAAAUCAAGACCAAGAACACAUGAGGUUCAGGAUUGGUCUCCAACCUGCCGUCACAGUGCCCGCUGCAUCCACUCCCCCGCCACCGUUGGUAACCGGAGUACCACAAUCAUCGGCACCCGCAACACUGACAACGACUACUCAACCUUCGGAUUCCAUAACGGGCCAGAACUCACCAAAUCCAUUCGUGACUGCACCACCUGUUCCUAUUCCAGUUCCGGCAUCUUUCUCACAACCUCCGCCUAAUAUGGUACCUGGAGCGGUUGCAAGCUCAUCAUCCUCUGGAGACUCGUUGCUGCCACCUGGGACAACUGCAGUUCCCCCGCCUACGAUGAAUUUACCUCUUCCACAUGAGAUUUCCAGGAGUCGGAAUCGAUCAUCCAGUUCAUCAUCUGCCUCUUCAUCUGGAGAUGAUCGUAGAAAACGACGUGAACGUCAUGAGCGAGAAAGACGUCGUACACACCGUAGCGAGAAACCAAGGGAAAGGGAACGCGGUAGAGACAAUAGGUUUCGCCGAACGGACGAUCGGAGUGAGCGAAGAGAUCGUGAUAGAGAAAGGGAAAGGGAAUAUACGGAACGUGAUAGACAUCGUGAAAAUAGGCCACCACGAUCAGGAAUGUAUCAGUCUCGCCCGCGCAGUUUUAAGGAGGAGGCACCUUUACCUUCUCUUAUGGGACUGGAUGUGACCACGCCGCCCAUCGUUAGUACUGGUGGUGUAGAGAAACGCGAGAAGUCAAGGAGUCGAUCGAAAUCACCACAGAACACACCCCAGGCAGCGUCAACAAGUGAUCGAAAGAAACGGAAGAAGAAGGAUAAAUUCAAGAAUGAUCCAGGCUACCGCUCUCGUAAAACGGAAAGGGAGCAGAAACCAAGGAAAUUUAAUGAAAGUGAAGACGUCGCUAGAGAAAUUGCCGAUGAAGAAGCUAUAGAUGGUACACUAAGAGAAGUGGCAGAGUUCGUACGGGUAGAAGCCAACUGUGAUGAUGACGGCAUUGAGUUUGACAUUGAGGAAACGGACGUGGUUAAGGAUGUUCUGACUGAGGCGGAAGAUGAGAAGAGUGUCACAGAUACGGAACCUCCACCUGAAGAAGCUGUAGAUACAGCUGUGGAAGCAUUGAGUGAAGCAGAUAAUGAAGAGCCGGUAGAACGUCGAUCCGAGUCUGAUGCCACUCAUUCCACUUUGGUCACUAGGGAUGACACCACCGACAAGGAGCGCGAUACUGUUGUUGAAGAUCACGCAGUAGAUGAUGAAGAUCGAGAAAGUCCGAAGAAAAAAGAGAAGAAGCAUAAGAAGCACAAAAAGCAUAGGAAGCAUAAGAAGAAGCUCAUGAGAAAGAAAGGAGGACCUCUUGUGAUGUUGCUGAAGCGAAAGAUACUGAACAUGCCACUCUUAAGGAGGAACGGCGGGGAUCUGAUAACAACAGCAGUGCUAAAAGGAAGGAACAUCAUAAAGAGUCUACCAGUGAUCGGAAGUAUGAGGAAAAGGAAAGAAAGUCUAAGGGUGAGAGUAGCAGCAAGCGACACGAUGACAGACAUGCUGAGCGCAAGGAAAGAAGUGCAAGAGAGCGAGACCGGAGCAUGGAUAGGAGACAUGGAGAUAAAAGUCAUAGAAAGGAAGAAAAAAGUAGAAAUAGAAGUCGUGAAAGAGAUGGGCAUAAAAGCAAAGAUGAGGGAAGCAAGCGAAAGGGAAACGAUGAGGACCGAGAAAAAAAUCCUCUCAUACGGCAGCGAGAAAAAGACAGCGAACGAAAAGCGAUUGUGUCAUCUAAGGACUAUCGGGAAAAGGAUCAAAAGAGCGAGCGAUCGAGUGACAAAAACCGUGAUCAACGAAGAAGGCUCGAGUAAUUUGGAAAAUAGAGCACGGGGAACUCCUGAAUCUACCGGAUCCAAAGUGCUGCAUCAAAUCAGCAAGGAACCCAUCGUUAAACAGACCGGAUCCCAGUCAAAAGAAUCAAGAGAAGCUGUGUCUCAAUCAAAAGAGUCUGAGGAAGCAACAACUGCAGUUCGGAAGCAGAAAGUGCCGGUCACUGCUCCUAAUGAAGAGGAGCCAGUAAUGAAACAAUUGAAAACGGAAGGUGCAAAUACGAAAAGUCCGACAAAAGCUGCUCUUGCAUCGAUGGUGAAGUUUAAGGUAAACGCGGCAGCUGCGAAAAAAGUGGCCCCAGGUCUGAAGCCAUUUGUACCCGUGGCUCAAGAAUCGACAGACGUUGAGGAGGAUAAAAGUAAGGCGUCGGCAACAGACGACGACGGUGGAGGUGAUCGGAGAAUGCGUGAGGCCUUUUCUCCACCAAAACUUCAGAGAAAAAAGAUCACUCUCAAUCUCUAA
This is a messenger RNA of Ostertagia ostertagi, 3225 nucleotides long. The record is from the annotation of a GenBank genome assembly. NCBI's taxonomy places the organism in Eukaryota, Metazoa, Nematoda, Chromadorea, Rhabditida, Trichostrongylidae.